Molecule: messenger RNA, 816 nt
Organism: Penicillium mononematosum
Lineage: Eukaryota; Fungi; Ascomycota; Eurotiomycetes; Eurotiales; Aspergillaceae
Exons: 2
Coding region: 1-816 (271 amino acids)
Source: RefSeq, a predicted model, not a curated record
AUGUCAGAUAUGUUAAGUAGCCCAUUUGGGCUCUCCGUCCGCAGAAACGGCUCCUGUCUCGCAACGGAACAAGACUGCGGCGGAACAUGGUCACCCUUCCGCGCCUGUUGUCCUGGUGGCACGAAAUGCCCAACCGGCCAGGACAAUGUGAAAUGCUGCCCGUCAGACGCAGACUGCACCGAGUUGCUCGAUCACACUCAUUGCGCAAACAGCAGUGCAAAUGUCUAUAAGGCCAAUGAUUAUUUUUGCUGCGCUGCUGGCAUGCAGGCGUUCCAGAAAGAGAACGGAUUUGUCGGCUGCACAGAGGAUACGUCCACCCUGGAUAAAAGUUUAACUCUCUUGAAAAUUCGGUAUCAUGGCACUACCUCAACAUCCAUGCCAUCGUCGACAACAUCCCCCACCACAGCCAUUACCGAUCCUGCAGCAGGGCCCACCACUGAAAGCGCAUCUGAGAAUUCUUCUUCGUCAUCCAAUACUGGGGCCAUUGCUGGCGGCGUUGUUGGCGGAGUAGCUGGGUUGGCCAUCCUGGCUGGUCUGCUCUGGUUCCUACUUCGUCGCCGCAACAGGGCAAAGCAGAGCAUAGGAACACAUACGGACCCGAGCCCUCUAAUGUCCAGUGUUCCCGGAUCAAGUGUGAUCGGAUCAAGCGUCCCUGGGUCGAGUGUCCCCGGAUCGAACAUCGUCGAGUACUACAAUAAGGAACCCCAAUCACCGCAAGAACUUGCUGGCACUAAGGAGCCCUUACCGCCACAGGAGCUUGCUGGUCGAGACGAAAAUAUGGUGCAUGAAUUACCAUCCCAGACGACAUAUCGAUGA